GUCUAAAAAGGCGCGAUUGUUUUUCUUCGAUCGUUUAAGGCCCCUCGAAAUCUUAGUACUUACGAUAUUUUGUGUAGUCUUUACUCGUCCACGGUUGAGUCACUCUCAACCAUACCACCGCUGCAAGUAAGCGUAUAAAGCGCAAGUAGGCGUUCCUCUGAUAGUGUUACUUUAUGAUAAUCUCGUGAACAAUAUAAUUUUAGCGACCAAAGCAUCUGGUUUCUCGAGUCAAUCUCUCAGCUUUCAAUCAUCUUCAAGAUUUUCUCGGAACUUUCUUAUCAGGAACAAGACGCUACAGCACUGUAAGUACAAACUAGUGUUUAUUAGUCUGAGCUUCAGGUCUUGCACAGCUACACGCGUACGAUUUAUAGUGAUAGAUGCUUAGUUGCUCAACCGUAAACGGUUUGGUUCGUUCGCUUCUAGAGUUUGAAUUCUGGCCCCAGCCUGGGUUUAUACUCUUUUUAACAUCGUACUUGUGAUUUUAUAUUUAUUUCUGUCAGUUCUUCUUUUGUAAAACGCCAUCAGUGUACCCCCUUUUCUUGUGUUUUGAGUUAAGUUGUCGAUCGAUGCUGACCAUUCCGACCGAAAACAAGUUAUAAUCAAAUAAAGAAGAAACUGAGCGGGCGAUUUGACUCUUUAAGACGCCAGUUUAAUGUGGACAUCGCCAAACAUAUUGUAUUUUCAGGCCGUUUAUUUAGAAAAAGUAAGCGAGUGUCGUCCUUUUUUUCGUAAACGUGGAAACACUGCAAUUUCUAUUUCAACCGCUUCUACGCUUUCAUGACUUCUGCAGUGUACACUAAACUGUUUAGUACUUGAAAGACUUUUUGUUUUUAUGCAUACUAAUACGGAGUUGUUAUGGUCUUUGCCAACUCUUUAAUGCUACAAAAAUAUUUAUGUUUCAAAAUUUUUAGUUUUAAGUCGUACUUUUUUGCUGUUAUCAAGAGAAAUGCUGGAGAAUUGGCUGGGCUUGAACGGGUAAUCCCUUUUAUCACUGAGCCUGUGUAAUGAUUUGACUCAAAAACAAGGUAGCAUUCGAUUAUUGUUUGGCCGUAAGAAAAAAUGUAAAACGUCAAUCAGUGAUCGACAGAUUUUAAUGAAAGCAUUUCAGGUACAUUGUUUGUCUCUUUUCUGAACUCCCUGGCACACACACACACGUCUCCAACCCCUUAAAAAAAAUCGAAAAUUAACUUUUUCUGAACUACAGCGCAGUAGAAUUGAGGUUGCCGAAAUGUUACAAUUAAUUUGAUUCUUAAGUCAAUGAAUUUUCCAUUUGAUCUGGAACGGAUCCUCUAGGAUAAUGGUCUGAGUUUGGCCAAGGCCACACGAUUCAAGCAUAUGAUUCAAGUCAGGAAUCCGCUAACCGAGCCCGCAUUUAAUUUCCUUGUUCCGUCCACACGAAUCUAGGUCACGUAAUAAAUUGCGAUUUCAAAAAUGUGCAGAUCCGUGUGAACGAGAUCUAGACCCGCCAUUUUCGCACCACAAUUGAAGUCAAACAAACAUGACAUGCUAGCCUGUUCCAGGCUCCGAAAUAGCGGUGAAAAGUCGUUCAGAAAAAAAAGAUGCGAAAAACGCGCGGGGGCUGGGGAGAGACAGGGCGGCCCCUUUCCCAAGUCGUGCGCGUCUUAUUUUCGCUUUGCUCGUUUUAAUACGUUCCCACUAUACUAUCUGAGAGCCUGGCACAGGCUAAUGACAUGCAUGUCUCAUUGUAAUUUAAUAAACUACAAAAUGCUCGCUUGUCUGAUCUGUGGUCAUGAUGUAUGCCCAUCGUGUUGCAUACCGUCGCCCGGAGACCAGGAAUUAACCGAAACCGGCCUGAAACCAGGUUUUAGACAGGUUCACAACACUUACAUCUCGUGUAAUUGAUCUCAUGCAUCUCCAAGCUUGAAUUUCCGGGCUUGACGUUCCCCUCACAACACGAAAAUUCCCUCGGUAAUCCAUGCGUUCGUUGUAAGCGAAAAAGAGAUCAGAAGAGUGAAUAAACGCCAGGAAAAUUGAUCGAAUGCUUGCCAGCUUGGUUUUGAAUUCGCAACUGAGAAAUAGCCUAAAUUAUCUAAUGCAGCUUUAGAUCAUAACUGGCUAGGUUUCGUUGAUAAUGAUUGUUCCUUGUACGUGAAACUAACGAUAUCGAACUGAUCGCUAGCCAAUGAGUGAAAAUUCUACUGAAGUAAAAGAAAAUUAUUCAGAUCACCAAAGCAACCCUAACCUACAAUCAUUUAAUUAUUGGCUCGUUAACUACCCGUCCGCUGUAAUUCGGUUUAUUAUAUAAACACCAAUGAAAUACCAGGUGAGUUUUCGCGCGAAAACUUGAUAUCUUCACAUGUGAAAAUAACAUGUUAUCUUCACAUGUGAAAAUAUCACCGUUGCUAUGGCUUCAUAAUAAAUCGCGCCUUUCACACCAAAAAACUUUUAAAGUGAAAUGGUUUUGUAUUUCAUUGGUGUUUAUAUAAUAAAUAGAAUAAAAAUAUUUCAACACUCGAAGAGAAAUUUCGUAUCUCCGCGCCGGGCCAUGUAAUAUCCUCUAUAUCUCAAUCGCUUCAAAAAUAGAGAAUGAUAGUCAAGAGUAAAGUAAAAACGCAUGAAAAUACCGCAUAAACUUUUAACACUUGCCGGCCCUGAAACGCCGUCCACUCUCCUCUUUUUCCACUGCUACAGCGGCUCAACUAUGCACUCCCCCUUAAUUUUACUGGUAACUUGGUUUAUUUAACACAUCAUUUAACAUUUUUAAUUUUAGAUAGCGUUUAUCCAAAAAGAUGGCGGAUCCAGAGAAUCAAGGCGCUAACCCUGACAAGGCUCCAGAGAAGCAAAGUAGUGGUGGUGGUGGACAGAUUGGUUUUACCAUGGAGUACGUAACUUCAAUCCCUGGAAUAAUCAAAAUUGUUGAAUUUGUAAGUUCCCCUAUACCAAGAGAAAUUCCCCGUAAGCGUUUAUUUGCGAGCUAAGUCAGCUAAGCGUGAGUUUAACUAAGUACAAAUUAGUUUAACUAUCUAGUGGAACAGUUUUAAAAUAAAUUCAAAUACACCUCACUAACGUUGUCAAACAAAAAAAGCAAAAAAAAAAGAGGAAGAAGAAGAGAAAAAGAGACUGAAAGGAAAGAAAAGAGAAAGAUAAUAGAAAUGAUUUAGCCAUGUGAGCUGCAAACAAACAGUGCUCCCUUCCAAGGCAACCUAUCUAGCCCUUUGACGUUUAAACCCUUUGAGCUAUAAAAAACGUUGCAGGAAAACAGAAUUUGGUCUCCAAACAAUCGCAAGUUUGUUGGAUUUCUUUUCAUUUUAUUUUACCUUUUUUAAACAAACACAACUCCUGCCUCUCUUUCACUCUAAAGACACAGAUGUAAAAUCUGCUUUCGUUUUAUGAAAGCCGUUACCAAAGCACCCUCACCACAUUUGUAUUUCUUGAACUAUCUUUCGACGUAGCUUAUUUUUUGUUCUUAUCCUUUUAGUUCUUGUUGAUGAUAGCGUUUGCUUUGGCUGCCGACUUUAAAGGUUCAUUUUCCUGGGGGCGGAUGGAUUUUUUCCUCUUUGUCACCAUCACCUCGUGGCUUUUCGUUAUCGCCAUAUUUGUUCUAUUUGUCUUCAAUGUGAUUUCGGUGAUCAAUGUCAAUAUUGACUGGAACUUGCCGGUAAGAAUCUCAUAUCAUGGAAAAAAUUACAUCGUUGAAUACGGUGAUAUUAAACCCAUCUCCCAGCCCUUUGUUUGGUGUUAUCAUCUUAUUCAACUUUCCCACCUAUUGCAAACACCACGUGCUCACGGCACUUGGGACGGUUACAUAAUACAAAAAACCGCCGUGACGAAUUAUUGUAAUCCAUAUCCUUAGUAUUUUUCCUUCCCAGUUUUUAUGUUGUACGUCAUUUCCGCCUCUCCCUUUUAUUGCGACAUUCUCCAUUUAUAUAAUAUUGUGAUUGCUACAUAAGUUCAGUAACAUCUGUAAACCUGAAGAAGGCUGGUAUGGCCAGCCGAAAUAUUGUUAUAAAAAACAAUAUACGUUGUUUUAAAUCAGCUUUGCUUUGCGGUAGUCUUUGGACUUCUUGUUCUUGGUACAUUAUACAAACAGUAUGUUUCUGUAGCGACAUUUUGAGUCAUGCUCUGCAAUUUUUAAAUUUGUCACAAGAUCCCCCAUUAGCGCCAAAAGCUUUAAAAACUCAGUUUUCUCAUUACAUAUUCGAAAUAAGCAACAAAGUUAUAUUACUCGAAAUUACCAAAUUGUUAAGGCCAUUUACUGGACGAAAUGCUCGUAAAAAGUCCAGGCGUUCAGAUAGUGGAGUGGUCAGAGAGCGAGGAGGAAAAAAAAAGGAAGGAAAGACGCCACCCCUCUCUGUUUUUCCUGUUCAGAUCUUUUAGCGCCGUUCCCAAAAUCUGAACGCCUGCAACAGGCUGGUAAACAGAAGUAGCAUGCCACUGCUUUAUGCGCAUGCCCAAACUCAGGAAGGCAUAUUUUUUCGCUAGGAAUAAAAGGCAGCGUACUGUUCUUGAUGUUUUUGGUACACAUUUUGCCACUUAUGGUUAGCUACAAUUAUUGUAGUUCAUAUAGAAACCAAAACACAGUUCGUUAAACGCUGUAACAUUCUUGAAAUUGCAUUGUAGGUGAUGAUCUUCGCUGGUGUUGUGGCAGUGCUUCUUUUGAUCAGUUCAUCUCUGAUAGCAGAUGAUGCCAGGAGAGGGAACGACAUUUAUGGCGGUUUACGCCCAUAUGGUUAUUCAGUAGAUAAGCUGAGUGCAGCAGCGGUAUGUAGGAAAAUCAAACUACAGUGAAACCCUCUCCUUAGUGACACCUCUAUUCAGGGGACAAAAGAUUUGGUCCCGGUAAAAUCACAUCAUAAUCUUGUUGGAAUUCAACACACUGCGUCGCCGGGAUAAUUUGAUCGUAAUUUUUUAUACAUUAUCUAGCUGUUUGAAAUAAUGACUCAGCAGAUUCUAAGGCAGAAUAGAAGAAAAAUAUUUUAUUUGUUGGUUAAUAAUUAUCAAAUCCCUGUCCAACCUCUAUUCAGAGGACACCUAUAUUCAGGGGACACUUACCUUGGUCCCAAGGGUGUCCCCUGAAUAUAGGUUCCACUGCACAUGUUGACAUGUAACUGACUUUACGCAAAAGGGAAUGGGAGGAUGCAAAACAACGCCAACUUUAAAUUUUGUUACCUUGAAUGCUAAAAGCGAUACCGAGACAUGAAAACUUGGGGUUAAGGUAUUCACCAACACCCGCCUCUCCAGCGUCAUAAUGACGUCAAAUUACGUCAUUGACUCAGUGACGUUAUGCUAUGUUAGAUAUGAUGAGUACACGAUGGGUUUCCUGUGAGUGCAUUAUUCUAUGCAAUUGUGUUGGUCGUAUCAUUUGUGAGCGGAUUUGAAGUUAUACAAAGAUAAGAAGGAAACAGAAAAACGUCUGCUCUGAAUAGGGUUAAUUCGCAUUUAUAGCAACAAGCUGAAGUGGUACUAAUUCACUUAAAAAUAUCAUUUUCAGGCCAAGGUGGUCAUUUUGGCUAGAAAAUAAAGUUUGAUAGAAUUGAAAUUAUUUCAAACUUUUAAUUCUUAACACUUUGAGCGGAACGCCAUGUAAAGCUGAGCGUACUUAAGCUUUACAGUAUUGAGUUCGACUACUAGGCUCUAAGAAUUUUUCGAUGCAAGCUGGUUCAAAACGAUUAAAAAAAAAAUCAUGUAUACUGAAUUAUGGUCGCAACCACCAACUCUUGAGUUAAACGUUUAUGCUACGUUACGGGAAAUUGCUGAAAGUAAUUUUUGGCAUUCCAAGGUUUUAGCUAGUUUCUUAAAAAAUAAAGCCUUCCUUAAUUUUCCAGACUCCAAUAUUGUAGGGGCCUCUGUUAGUUCCUAUGGAGAAUGUUCGUACAGACACAUCAGCUCGAAAUAUUCUGUCUUUGACUAUAUUUCUAAUGUCUUAUUUUUCUCUCCUCUAAGGCCUUUGGAUUCUUCUCCAUGGUUGCAUUUAUCAUUGAUGCUGGUAUUCACUUCAUGAAAAUGCAAGGAAGGAUGUGAUCAAAUGUCACUCAUUCCAACUGUGGCUGCUAAAAUUGAUUGGUCAACUGUUAUGACAUAUUUGUUCCUAUUUAGGUAUUUCUAGUUCUUGUGGUAAAUGUGUGAUGAAAGGAGAACAGGCCUAGUGCAGAAAGAACAAUUAUGCGUCGGGAUUGUAAUUAACAUCAGUAAUCGAUCGGACGAGUACCAGUGUUUUGCCUGUGGUAUGGUCCUAGACGAAAGGGAGAAGCGAAAAGUUUAUUUUAAUUUUCAAACCGCGAGUUACUGAAGUGAACAUGUAACAGUGAUGUAACGAGGCAGCUACUGCUUACAUUCAAAUAAGGUUUGCUCGUGUGAAUUGUUUUCGAGCGUCGUCAAACGUUCAGCAAGUGGCACAAGUUAACUGAAGUUAAGUCGGCGGUCUGACAAAUACAAUAUUUGCCUCUCUUUGCAACGGUCGGACCGGCCCCUCUAAAACCGCAGACUAUUUUAGCGCCAGUCCCCGCCAGCUGUGUCCGUUUCACUUGAUUGUUUGGGCCUGAAAAGUAGGAGUCAUAACAUCGCGUACCAAUAGACCUUUUUAGCUUGUAUAUUUUGCAUUUCAAAUUAAGACCAGGUGAUGCUCUCCUGGGAAUUUGCCUUUUGUCUUUUCAUAAAUUAUGUAUACAUACAUAUUCACGUGGAUGCACGUGUAUAUGACGGCAUUUGAAAGAAACAGUUCUCUGGGGUAACAGAGAGCAAAAUAUACAGCAAGCUUUAAAGGUCUAUUGCGGAACCGGCGUGGUUAAAGAACUCCUAUUUUUUUCUUUUGUGAACUCUUCCAUUUUAACAAAUAAAAAAGUCAAACGGAUCUACAUUUAAUGAAAAAAAUGAAUUCUUGCUACUGGUCGCGAACCUUUCAAUUGAAAAAUUGUGAUGUUUGUCAGAAAGUGCUCGAAAACUCAUCAUAAUCGGUACACCCACUCGCAAAACAAAUUGUACUGAGUGAAAACCAUGGUAUGGCGCAAGCCUCGUUAAGACGUAACUUCGUUCCCAGGGUUCUCUCGCGUCACGAACGAGUAGGACACAAUCUUAGGAACGAGGUUGGUCAAACCACUGGAUUUAUUUAUUUUUUGUCACAAGCAACUUGUACUGCCAUUUUCUUAAUCCACUAUACUCAUCACAGGCUUUCUAUCGCACACCUAAAUAACGUGUAAAUGAACAAAGUCACUCUAAAAAUGGUUUAACUCCUAGUUUUUAUAAUUGUCAUAGCGUAGAAUAAUAGCCAGACAACGAAACUGAUGUAGUUAUUAUCUGAUGCAUAAUAAAAUAUACCUUGCUAGAAAAGGAACUGGCUAAGUCAUGUUAUUUUGAAACGAUUUGUAACUCGUAUGCUAUUUUGCAUUCAUAAGUUUUUUUUAGAGUGGUUUGCGGUGUGAAAUUUAUGCACUAGACGAUGCCGUAGUUGUUCGAUGUCCGGAUUCAAGUCUUCCUAAGGGGUGUUAAUGGCAACUCGACUGCUCAGAAAACUAAAAUAAUCCCAGUGUUUUUCAGUCAACAAAAUGACUUUCCAGACGUUGCAAAACCUUUCAUGUAAUUCCUACUUAGCCUGUGUACAGACGCCCUCCUCCCCUUAGAAAAAAUCGGGGAGAGAGUCUCUCUCCCCGAUUUUUUUUAGGGGAAGGAGCGUCUGUACACAGGCUGUUUUUACUAGGUUACUUGGGGGUGGGGAACCCCAUUCAAAAAAUUCGUGCAACGUACUAAGCCAUUAAUUGCAAAAACAAAUUCUUGAAAACCCUGUCCUGCCAUGUCCAGUAUUCCUCGAGGGGUUGAAAACUUGACCCUGUUUAUGAUAAAAGUAACCUGAAAUGCUUACCCUACGUAGGAAAAAGGCCCCUUAGAUGAUCUCGGGCAGUCCUUAGUCGUUUGUUUUUUCGAAGAUCGUCGCGACUUCAGCAACCUUCAGAAAAUCUUUGGAGCGGCGCUGACAGCGAUCACUUUACUUAAAAGGUCUGCAAAAUCGCGGCUGAAUUCCGGAUUCUUGGUUUUCCAGAUUACCCUGAAAUGACGCUAAAUAGUAAAAGUUUAUACGCUGUUUAAGUCUCAAGACAUACCUUGGGUAAAUAAGGGGAUGACAGCACCUGCUCCCCACCCCAGCGGCCUCCCUCCCACACCCGCCAACAUGAUCUCGACACCGAAAUAACGAUUAUCGUUAAGGUUAGGGUUAGGGUCAGGGUCCUCAAAAUGACGUCAUAUUGAAGCCAAAGAAGAAAUGACGAUAAUCGUCAUUUCGGUGUCGUGAUCAUGCAUGCUGCACCUGCCGCGCCCGGCGUUUCUUUUAGAGUCCGCCAACCAAGCGUAGCCUGAUUUUCAACCCUUAUGUUACUUCUAACUUUGAUCAAGAUUGGAGAUGAUUAAUUUUAAUCUUGACAGAGUGAUCGCUUGCGGGAACCAUAAAACAAGGAAAAGACCAGCCGAUAAUUCGCAAAAGUGGUCCCUGCAGUCACCCAAGUUUAGUUUGGAGAUCAAAGGGUUUUCAGAAUACAUGAGAAUAUUGGUCGUAACGAGAGCGUCAACUCGACCUCGUUUCCAGGGCUCUGUUCUUGGGUUAAUCCCUCCUGGGAACGAGGUUAAGCUUCAACUGACGAUCAUUUGUUGAUAUAACUGUUUGUCAGUGCUUUGUCUGUUAGAAGUGUUUAAGCAAAUUCUUCGUGGAAAAAAGACAGACAACAUUAGAAUUACAUACCUUCCUAUUUUACUUGGAAAUAAUAAAAGCUGCGUCACUGUUCGGACUCCGAACACUAAAAGCAGCUCGACAAUUUAGUAAAGCAACCGUCCUUAUUCAAGGGUUAGUGGUAAAUCGAAAAUAGCAGCAGCCUUCUGUAUUGUUUUCCCAGGUCCAUCAUUCUCAAUGGUUGCUACUUAAGAGUAUGUUUUCAUUUUUCUUUUUUGAUCAGACGUUAAUAAAGCGGACAUCGUCUAAAAGCUCAAUACAGCUUGAUUGAUCUCCUGCCUUGUAAUAAUGUUUUGGGUUACGUCUAUGAAUGAAUGCAUGGUAAUAACGGCACGUUACGUUUCAUGCAAUGCUUGCACUUGACGGAACUGAUUUCGCAGAAGUGGCAUGACUUCCGGUAAUCGGUCGAUGUUGAAGGUCCAAUCACGAAUAAUCGUGCUUUUAAUAUUAGAUUCAGAUGAGUUUGUUAUCUAUGCAAAGGCAACUGUAAAGGCUAUGAUCUAAUUAUGCAGUACCCAUACAACUUUUGCAAAAUAGCGUGAAAUAAUUCAAAGUACGAAAUUAUGGAGGCGGAGGGAUGUGUGAAUUAAUAAGUUCCGGUUUUUUUUUUCUGAGAAAAUACAACAAGUUGGAUCACGCCUGGUGCGUGACUUUUAGCAGCUCGAUCAGCAACGCCCACCCAAAAAACAUCCAUAUAUAAAUCCUGCUCGUUCGUUUUGCAUGUUACAAAGCUAAGGUGAUUCUCUUUUGGGAUAGGACAUCGAUAGCAAAAGCACUUCGAUAUAAUAGCCGCAAAGAUUAAGGUAAGCUAUUCUUAAGCUCUUAUUUGACAUACAAAUAUGUCAACUAAGAUAUCGAAAUGCAUAAUUUGUAAACAUGCAACACACUGUAUUGAUGUAAAUAAUUUUACUGCAACCGAUCUAUUGGGAAUAUAGAUUUGAAGAAUUGUCAUACUCGGCCAAUAUCGCGUACAUAUGUUCACGCUUUAAAUGUAGCUAUACAUGAGUGUUUCGUAAGUUGUACAAAUGUGUUGGAAACUGGAGUCAUCGUUACUGAACUUCUCGAGUUUCAGAAGAGAACAAAAUAUGCUUAAGGUGACGCCAUUUGGACCAUGUGAGCAAGUCGCGGACAACACAUAUAAGCGAGGAAAAUAACGCAAAGUAAACUUAAGACGUUAAUAUCAUAGGGCGAGGAGAAACGGAUGUUUUCGCAGGCUACAUAGGUGACGAAUUACUCCUUAAUUUUGGCGCAAAAUUUCAGCGUUAAUUUGUAAUUUCACAUGUGAAAUUACUAAAUUACCAUGGCAACCUGCCGUACGUCUCCGUUUCAAGAUGGCGUGGAAGUUUUAAAAUGUCAUGAAUGAAGAUGUCAGGGCAUAAAAAGACGCUUUAGAAAACCUGAACACACGAAAGAGUACAUCAAGAAGGAUUCUUAGAGGUAUGUUGUCGAAAAAUUCUGAAAACUUGAGCCAAAUUUUAGCUCUAAACGUUUGAGAGAGUGGAGUUCACGAUCAAUCGAUAGGAUCCAGAAUAAAAAAGUCAAAAAUCCUCGAUUGCUAACGUAAUUCGUCACCCAUGAUAUUAAUAGGUAAUCAAAUGGUAUACUCGUGAAAUUAGGGAAUAAUUUCACUUGCGUUUUGUCCAAAUCCUUAUAAAACACGCGUGAAAUUAUUCCCUAAUUUCACUCGUCACCAUUUGAUUACACAUACUAAUAAACGAACUAAAUGUACACGUCACUUAAGGGUCUCUUCAUAUGAGCCCGGUUGACUGGGCUGGCUCGGUUACCGGGAUGAAUUUUGCUUUGGGUUCAUAUGAGAAAUUUCAGCCCGGUUUCCGCAUGAUGAGAAAAGGUCAAAGAUGGGGUACGAGUUCUGGCGCCAAAUUUAGGAAACAAAGCAAACAUAGCGAAACACAAAAAUUUUAACUUUUGGGCCUAUCUUAGCAUCGGUAACUCUAAAAGCUGUAUCACUGCAGUUAAAUGGGAUGCUUAUGAUGUGGAAAAUACAGCAGGCAAUGCAAGACGAUGCCAUCCGGACCGCCAGAAUUCAUCCCGCCGUUCAUCCCGGUAACCGGGAUGAAGUGUUCAUAUGGCAAAAUUUCCAGCCCGCUUACCGAGAUCUCGGUUGGAAAAACCGAGAUCUCGGAAACCGAGCCAGCCCGCCCUCUCAUGUGAACACAUCGAAAAUUUUACAAAGGAUUUAGAGGUGAGGCGAGAUCUCGGAAACCGGGCCAGCCCGGUCAACCAGGCUCAUAUGAAGAGACCCUAAGUAAAUAAACAAAUAAAGCGCGCGCUCAAAAUAAAAUUGUACGCGCACACGUACCGAGAAACAACUGAAAUACAACACUAAGCAACAAAUACGUAAUGUAAGGAUACGAUGGUGCAAUUCAAGCGUGGAUUGCUAAUCUCAUCUCCCGCACGGCUGCACCAUACUUCUCGACAAUAAGACCAUGGCGACUGAAGAAUUUAUGAAAUGAUUUCUGAAGUAGAUUGGUUAAUAAUAAUUGAUAACUAUCGAUAAAAUCGAUUGAUUACAUUGAAAAUCGAAAGAGGAAAAUGUUGUUGCCAAUCGAUAAUUAUCACCUUUAAUUGAUUUUGAUCGAAAUCAUCGAUUUGAUGGGCUCCUGUCUGCGCUUAAAUUUCCAUGUGUUUUAGCGAUUAACUUUGACAAAGAACGUUGUUUCUGGAACAUAAGUACAUUAUUUCAAUGGCUUUGAACGGAUAAAAAUGCAGCGAAAUUUAAGUUAACAAAUUACACUCAAUACUACGACUGUAAAUCGCGUUAAAUGUCGAUUUAUACUUCUGCCGCAUCUCAGUUUGGGGGGAAACAGAGAAGAAGAGGAGGCUAAUUCCCCGGGGGGACUCCCAUCUAAAAGUGACGGGGAUGCUCGUCGUCUCGCUUAGGGCUGUAAAUUGCAGAUUUUGGUCUCAGUUAGGGUGUUUGGGACAGGAAGUCACUAUAUUUGCCAAUUCAGGUAUCACUUAGGGCUCUGCGUAAAGUAAUUUACAAAAAAUGUCUUUACACUGACGACACAGAAAUCUCCUUUAGGGCGGAUCAGGUUAAGCUUGAGCCAUGCCCAAAUUGGUCUCCCUCCGACGGGGGUUUAAUUUUAAUUUUCCGACGAGCAUCCCCGUCACUUUCAUAUCGGAGUCCCACCGGGGUUAAUUCCGCACAAUUUCAAUUGAAACUCAAUUUCAGUUUGAAACUCGACUUGGCCGUCAAAGAAAGCAAAGAGUGUUCAGUGGCUAUUUAAUUACAUAAAGCCGAUUAGCGAAACAAGGCUAAGAAGUAUAUUUCGAAUUCAAAGUAAACGGAAGAGCAAAUAAAAACGCAUGAUAACGUCAAUCGCUAGCUGUUCGCAAGUUUUUCGAUUGCCUCUUUACUGACCUUCUCGCACCGGUUCUUCACUUUUUACCUCCUAAGGCUUUGAAGGUGGAGUUAUGGUAAGUCUCACACGGGUUAAAGAAAUUCGAAAGUAAAAACAAUUUAUUGCAGUGGGAUUUCCUUAACUUUCGCGGACUUAACAGACGUUCUUGGAGCUUCGUCAAGCGUUCCUCCCCCACAAAUGCGUGACGACUUGCACGUCUGCGUGGUAGGCUACCUGCAGCUGCGAUAAACAAGUUGCAAAACGGUUUUCGGUUCUGUCUCAUUACGGAUAAUCACGGUAUAUUAAUUGCUUUCGUCUGAAACUACGUAAAAAUGUAAAGAUAUUACUGUUAUUCCAGCUUUUAAGGAAGAGGUUUAUCUCAUAAGCUUCGAGAAUAUCGAAGGUUCAGUUAUCAAACUCAAUAUCUCGAACCUCAUACUCGAUUACUUUCGACUGGGCUUGAUCGCUGAUUCACUGAGGCACCAAUUUGUGGACUAAGUCAAGUUUAUUUGUACAAUUAUCUGCCUUGACCGUUUAGAGAGCGAACACGAUUAACAAAUUAUCCGUUCUUUUUACAUUCUAGAUGGAAAGUGAAAAACCAGUCAGGAAUCCGCUAACUGAAACCGCAUUGUUCCGUCCACACAAAUCUAGGUCACGUGACAAAUGUUGUGAGAUUUCCAAAUGCCCAGAUUCAUGUGAACUAGACCCGCCAUUUUCGCAUCAAAAUCGAUCAAGUCAAAUAAAUAUGACAUGCCUCAUCGCUAAAAGACUUGCAUGCUUGUCUGGCGUGGUGAUGGUCUAUCUAUACCCAUCGUGUUGCAGACCGUCGGCUGGAGACCAGGAAACCGAAGCCGGCCUGAAACCAGGUUUUAGACAGGUUCAGAGCACGUACAUCUCGUGUAAUUGAUCUCAUUUGAAUCUCCAAGCUUGAAGUUCUCCUGAACCCGUUGUGGGGGAAAAAGAGAUCAGAAGCGCGGAAAAAGGCCGGGAAAAUUGAUCGAAUGCUUACCAGGUUGGUUUUGAAUUUGCAAGAAAUAGCAUAUAUCUAUGCUGUAGAUCUUAACUGGCCAGGUCUCGUUUAAUAUAUAUUGUUCCUUUUACGUGAAACUAACGAUAUCGAACUGAGCCAAUGAAUGAAAAUUCUACUGAAACAAAAGAAAAUUAUUCAGAUCACCAAAGAAACCGUAACCUACAAUCAGUUCCGUAUUCGCUUGUUAAUUACCCGUCGGCUGUAAUUCAGUAUCUUUCUCAGUAAAUUGUAGAAAGCAUGAAAAUACCACACAAAUUUUUAACACUUGCCGGCCCUGAAACCCUGUCCCCUCUUCUCUUUUUGCACUGCCAUGAUAGCGGCUUAGCUAUGAAAAGAACUCUCCCUUAAGUUUACUGGUAACUUGGCUUAUUUAACACAUCAUUUAACAUUUUUUAUGUUAGAUAGCCUUUAUCCAAAAAGAUGGCGGAUCCAGAGAAUCAAGGCGCUAACCCUGACAAGGCUCCAGAGAAACAAAGUAGUGGUGGUGGUGAACAGAUUGGUUUUAUCAUGGAGUACAUAACUUCAAUCCCUGGAAUAAUCAAAAUUGUUCAAUUUGUAAGUUUCUUCUUGAUAGUAUAUUAUACAUCCCCCAUACCAAGAGAAAUGCCCAUACUGAUGAGGCUGAUGUAAACAGCCAAGCAAUUAAGCGUUUCUUUGCGAGCUAAGUCAGAGCUAAGCGCGAGUUUAACUGAGUACAAAAUUUAUUAGUUUAACUAGCUAGUGGAACAGUGUUGAAAUAAGAUAAAAUACACCCCACGAUGUCAAACAAAAAAGUCAAAAAGAAAAGACAGAGAGAGACUGAGAGGAAAGAAAAGAAGAAGAAAAAUGUUGUUAGCUGCAAGCAAAAAGUGCUCCCUUCCAUACCUGUCUAUUCAUAAAUUGUUUGGAUUUUAUUUUAUUUUAUUUUAUUAUUUAAUAUUUUUUUCACCAAAACAAACUCAACUCCUGCCUCUCUUUCACUCUAAAACCAGGUAACCAAAGACAAAGGUAAAAUGGGCUAAUCGUUUUAUAUAAGUCGUUACCAAAGCAACCUCACCACAUUUGUAUUUCUUGAACUAUCUUUCGACGUAAUUUUUUUUCUUAUCCUUUUAGUUCUUGUUGAUGAUAGCGUUUGGCUUGGCUGCCGGCUCUAAAGGUUCAUUUUCCUGGGGGAGGAUGGACUUUUUUCUCUUUGUCACCAUCACCUCGUGGGUCUUGGUUAUCGCCAUAUUUGUUCUAUUUGCCUUCAACGUGAUUUCGAUGAUCAAUGUCAAUAUUGACUGGAAAUUGCCGGUAAGAGUCUCAUGAAAAUAAUUACAUCGUCGAAUACGGUGAUAACCCAUCUCCCAGCUUGUUUGGUGUUAUCAUCUUAGUCAACUUUCCCACCAACUGGAAACACACACCUGCUCACGGCACUUGGGACGAUAAUAGUACUAAGUUUCUGUAGCGACAUUUUGAGUGGUCCACUGUAACUUUAAAUUCGUCACAAGAUCCCCCAUUGGUGCCAAAAGUUUAAAAGACUUUUCUCAUUACAUAUUCGAUACAAGCAACAAGUUAUAUUGCUCGAAAUUACCAAAUUGUUAAGGCCAUUUACAGUUACCUCGAGGAAGUGCCCGUAAAAAGUCCCGCAGGCGUUCAGAUAGUCGAGUGCCGCGUGAAGUCAGAGAGCGAGGGUUAAAAAAGGAAGGAAAGACGUCACACCCUCGCUGUUUUUGCUGCUCACAUCUUUUUGCGACGUCCCCACGAUCUGAACGCCUGCCACAGGCUGGUAAACAGAAUUAGCAUGCCACUGCUUUCUGCGCAUGCCCAAACUCAGGAAGGCAUAUUUUUACGCCAGGAAUAAAAGGCAGCGUACUGUUGUUCGCGAUGAUUUGGGUAUUCAGUUUGCCAUUUUUGGAUACCUAGUCUACCUAGUUCCCGUAGAAACCAAAACACAGCUCGUUAAACGCUGUUACAUUCUUGAAAUUGCAUUGUAGGUGAUGAUCUUCGAUGCUGUUGUGGCAGUGCUUCUUUUGAUCAGUUCAUCUCUGAUAGCUGAUGAUGCCAGGAAAUGGAACUACAUUUAUGGCGGUUUACGCCCAUAUGGUUUUUCAGUAGAUAAGCUGAGUGCAGCAGCGGUAUGUAGGAAAAUCAAACUACAGUGCGAAACCUUUCCUUUAUUGUGACACCUCUAUUAAAUGGACACCUCUAUUUAGGGGACCCAAAAUUUGGGCCCGGUAAAAUGUUCACUUAAUCUUUGUAUUUGUUAAGUCUAUUGAAGGGACGUACACCUCUAUUCAGGAGAAAGGGACUUUUUUACUGGGUCCCGAAACCUGGGUUUAACUUUCAUUGAGCGCAGCGGGUUCCUUAGCACUCAAAAAGUUAUUAUUGACCACAACUGAAAUCAUUGACAAGUUUAAGUAUACACGAGUCGGCAUAAUGCAAUGGCGAUAGCUUUCAAAGCAUGCACUAUCUCACUUAAAUGGAUGUAUUGCACUUGUUGGAAUUCAACACACACUGCCUCGCCGAGAUAAAUUAAUCAGGAUUUUUUAUACAUGAUCUAGCUGUUUGAAAUAAUGACUGCAGCAGAUGCUGAGGUAGAAUAGAAGAAAAAUAUUUAAUUUGUUGGUUAAUUAUUAACAAACCCCAGCCCAACCUCCAUUCAGGGGACACCUCUGUUCAGGGGACACUUACCUUGGUCCGGUGGUUGUCCCCUGAAUAAAGGUUACACUGAACAUUUUGACUUGUCAGGCUGGCUUUACGCAAAAGGGAAUGGGAGAAUGCAAAACACUAUCACCAACCUUAAAUUUUGGUACCUUGAAUGUUAAAACCGAUACCUAGACAUGCAAACUUGGGGAUAGGGUCUUUACAAAUCCCCGCCUCUCCAGCGUCAUAAUGACGUCAAAUUACGUCAUUGAGUCAAUCACGUUAUGCCAAGAUGUUAGAUAUGAUGAGUAAACUAUGGGUUCCUGUGUGAGUACAUUAUUCUAUGCAAUUGUGGUGGUUGUAUCAUUUGAGCGGUUUUGAAGUUAUACAAAGGAAGGAAGGAUGCAGAAAAACGUCCGCUCAAAAUAGGGUUAAUUCGCAUUUAGCAACAAGCUGAAGUAGUUUUUAUACUUAAAAAUAUCAUUUUAAGGCCAAGGUGGUCAUUUUGGCUAGCAAAUACAGUUUGAGAAAAUUUAAUUUUUUCAAACUUUUAAUUCUUUCAAUUCUUUUCUUAAUUCAAAGUGUUAAAACACUUUGAGCGGAACGCCAUACAAACUGAAAGCUGAGCGUUUUUUAGGGGUUGAGUCCGACUACUAGGCUCCAUGAAAUUUCCGAUGCAAGGGUUCAAAACGAUAAAAAAUAAAUUAUAUAUACUGAAUUAAGGUCGCAACCACAAACUCUUGAGUUAAACGUUUAUGCUACGCAACGGGAAAUUGCUGAAGAAGUGAUUUUUGUGCCUCCAAGGCAUGUUCCAGUUUUUUAAGCCUUCCUUAAUUUUCGAUCCAGACUCCAAUAUUGUAGGGGCCUCUGUCUGUUCCUAUGGAGAAUGUUCGUACAUCAGUUCGAAAUUUUCUGUCUUAGACUAAUAUAUCUUAUUUUUCUCUCCUCUAAGGCCUUUGGAUUCUUCUCUAUGGUUGCAUUCAUCAUUGAUGCUGUCAUUCACUUCAUGAAAAUGCAAGGAAAGAUGUGAUCAAAUGUCACUCAACUUUGGCUCCUAAAAUUGUAAUAUAGUGUCAGGAUUGUAUUUAACUUCAGUGAUCGAUCAGACGAGUACUAGUGUUUUGCCUGUGGUAUGGUCCUAGACGAAAGGGUGAAGCGAAAAGUUUAUUUUGAUUUUCAUACCGCGAGUUAAGUGAACAUGUAACAGUGAUGUAACGAGGCACCCACUGCUUACAUUCAAAUAAGGUUUGCUCGUGUGAAUUGUUUUCGAGCGUCGUCAGACGUUCAGCAAGUGGCACAAGUUAACUGAAGUUAAGUCGGCGGUCAAAUACAGUAUUUUCCUCUCUUUGCAAUUGUCGGACCGGCCUCUCUAAAACUGCCGACCGUUUUAGCGUCAGUCCCAGCCAGCUGUGUCCGUUUCACUUGAUUGUUUCGGCCUGAAAAGUAGGAGUCAUAACAUCGCGUACCAAUAGAUCUUUUCAGCUUGUAUGUUUUACAUUUCAAAUUAAGACCAGGUGAUGUUCUCCAGGGAAUUUGUCUUUAGUCAUUUCAUAAAUUAUGUAGACAUACAUAUUCAAGUGGAUGCACGUGUAUAUCAGGACAUUUGAAAGAAAUAGUUCUCUUGGGUAACAGAACAGAAAGCAAAAUAUAUGUUGUGGUUCAAUUUUAUCCUUGAUUUAAAUUUUAUUUUCCUUUGUUUCAAACUCAUUAUCAUACAUUAUCAUACAUUACCAUACCCAAAAACAAAGGGAAAUAAAAUUUAAACCAAGAAUAAAAUUGAACCACAACAUAUACAACAUGCAAGCUUUAAAGGUCUAUUGCGGAACUGGCUUGAUUAAAGAACUGCUAUUGUUUUCUUUAGUGAACUCUUCCAUUUUUUAAACAACUAAGAAAGUCAAACGGAUCUACAUUUAAUGAAAAAAAUGAAUUCUUGCUACUGAUCGCAAACUUUUCAAUUGAAAAAUUGGGAUGUUUGUCAGAAUGUGGACGAAAACUCAUCAUAAUCCGCACACCCACUCACAAAUCAAAUUGUACUGAGAGAUCCUGAGAGAAAACCAUCGCCGGGCCCAAGCCUCAUUAAGUAAUGGUCCAGAUAAGAAGGAAAGGACCAAAACGCAGUGAACACGUCGGAAUGCAAAAAGGUGCUAACUUUACUAUUGUCUCUACUAAGGUUCUGAUUGGGUUAAACAUCAAAUUUUACGAAAUCUUCGCAACGCAGCAUGUAUAUUAAUCCCUUUUUUUCUAUCCAACUUCCUUAUAACAAAAUCUCGUCUGAGUCUAAGUAACACAGAAAUCGUAUGUGCGGAUCAAGUAAAAUUGUGAACAUUUCUUGGCCAUUGUUUGUAACUCUUGUGAUUGGUCGAAAUGUUUUAACACAAAAAUACACCCUUUAAAAGUGGAGUUUAAAUACAUUUUCUUUCGUAAACAGCCUUUUUGUAGAUUUAUGCAUUCUCUGCGUAAAAAUGAAAACAUUUCUAUGUGAGGAAAGCGUAUUGCGCCACAACAAAAGAAAUUGCUUCCCUUCUUACCUGGAUCAUUACUUAAAACUCAACCUCGUUCCCAGGGUUCUCUCCCGUCACGAACGAGUAGGACACAAUCCUGGGAACGAGGCUGGUCAAACCAUUCGAUUUUUUUUUUCGUCACGAGCAACCUGUACUGCUAUUUUCUUAAUCCACUAUACUCAUCAUACUCUGUCUUUCUGUAAAUGAACAAACUCAUUCUAAAAAAAGGUUUAACUUCUAGUUUUUAUAAUUGUCAGUGCGUAGAAUAAUAGCCAGACAACGAUACUGAUGUAGUUAUUAUCUGAUGCGUAAUAUAGUAUACCUUGAGAAUCUUUAAACUUGGUUUGACUCACGCCCAGUUUGCUAAAAGAGGAACCAAGUCAUGCUAUUUUGAAAAGAUUUGUAACUUGUCGUGCUAUUUUGCCUUUAUAAGUUUUUUUAGAGUGACCGUGCGGUGUGAAAUAUUUG
This is a messenger RNA of Porites lobata, 18642 nucleotides long. Lineage: Eukaryota; Metazoa; Cnidaria; Anthozoa; Scleractinia; Poritidae. The record is from the annotation of a GenBank genome assembly.